AUGAUGAGUGCCCAGAGUUCGCGCCUCGACGGCAGAGAUGAGUGCCCAAGAAGUUCGCGCCCCGACGGCAGAGAUGAGUUCAGUUUGUUCGACCCAAGCCGGAGAGAAGAAAAUAAUUUUCUUAUUUUCUUAUUUCUUUUCUUUUCUCCUUUCUUUUUCCCAUUGUUUUUCCUUCCUUUUUCCUUUUGUUUUCUCCAUUCUUUUCAUAUUCUGUCUAUGUUUUAUUGCUAUUUCUAUAUUGAUUUUUCAUUAUUUUUCUUUAUUCAAUUCUAUUUACAAUAUUUUGCGCUUAUAUCCAAUUUUUCUUUAGAUUUUAUCCUUUCUACUUUCUUUUUAUACUGUCUUUAUUUCCGUUUUUUUUUCUACCUUUUAAAAUUACUUCCCUUUUUUCAUUCUUUUUCUUCCUCAAUUUAUAUCAUUACUAUAUUCUUUCUUACUAAUUUGAAAAAAAAAUUCCAUUAUUUUGUUUUCGUUACAUAUUUUUUAAAGUUUCUUUCUUUCAUUCUUUACUUCUUUCUUUCUUUCUUUCUUUACUUUUCUUUCUUUCUCUUCUCCAUCUCCAAAAUUUUUUUACUCUUUUCCAUAUCCUUUCUUUCUUUCUUUCUUUCUUUCUUUCUUUCUUUCUUUCUUUCUUUCCCGCUUCCUUUAUUUUUGUUUCAUAAUUUUAUUUUUGUUUCAUAUUUUUCUUUUUGUUUGCUUUGUUUUCUUUCUUUCUUUCUUUUUUUUCUUUCUUUCUUUUUUUUCUUUCUUUGUUUCAUUUUGUUUCAUAUUUUUAUUUCCCUCUUUCUUUCUUUCUUUCUUUCUUUCUUUCUUUCUUUCCCGCUUCCUUUAUUUUUGUUUCAUACUUUUCUUUUUGUUUCAUAUUUUUCUUUUUGUUUGCUUGGUUUUCUUUCUUUCUUUCUUUUUUCUUUCUUUGUUUCUUUUUGUUUCAUAUUUUUAUUUCCCUCUUUGCCUCGUUUUUCUUUCUUUCUUUCUUUCUUUCUUUCUUUCUUUCUUUCUUUCUUUCUUUUCUGCUUUUAUUUUUGUUGCAUAUUUUUAUUUCUCUCUUUGCCUCUUUUUCCUUCUAUCUUUCUUUCUCUCUUUUAUUUCGCUUAUUAA
Molecule: messenger RNA, 1098 nt
Organism: Acanthosepion pharaonis
Lineage: Eukaryota; Metazoa; Mollusca; Cephalopoda; Sepiida; Sepiidae
Source: the annotation of a GenBank genome assembly